AUGUCCUCCUCCCCGUCUGCUUCUCUCUACGUUGGAGAAUUGGAUCCUACCGUUACGGAGGCCAUGUUGUUCGAGAUUUUCAACAUGAUUGGGCCCGUCGCGAGCAUCCGUGUUUGCCGUGACGCGGUCACUCGUCGCUCGCUCGGCUACGCGUACGUUAACUAUCUCAACGCCGCCGACGGUGAGCGUGCUCUGGAGCAGUUGAACUACUCCUUGAUCAAGGGCCGUGCCUGCCGUAUCAUGUGGUCCCAGCGUGACCCUGCUCUGCGCAAGACCGGCCAGGGCAACAUUUUCAUCAAGAACCUGGAUGAGCAGAUUGAUAACAAGGCCCUCCACGACACCUUCGCCGCCUUCGGUAAUGUGCUCUCCUGCAAGGUCGCUACGGAUGAGCAUGGUCGUUCCAAGGGCUACGGUUUCGUCCACUACGAGACCGCCGAGGCUGCCGAAACCGCCAUCAAGGCGGUCAACGGUAUGCUGUUGAACGACAAGAAGGUCUACGUCGGCCACCACAUUUCGAAGAAAGAGCGCCAGUCUAAAAUCGAGGAGAUGAAGGCCCAGUUCACCAACGUUUACGUCAAGAACGUCGACCCCGAAGUGACAGACGAUGAGUUCAUGGAGCUCUUCGGUCAGUUCGGCAACGUCACUUCCGCCGUCGUCCAGAGGGAUGACGAUGGCAGGAGCCGUGGCUUCGGGUUUGUCAACUACGAGACCCACGAGGAGGCGCAGAAGGCCGUUGAGACCCUCCACGACAGCGAGCACAACGGGAGGAAGCUCUUCGUCACUCGCGCUCAAAAGAAGGCAGAGCGUGAGGAGGAGCUGCGGAAGUCUUACGAGCAGGCAAAGAUGGAAAAGAUGAGCAAAUACCAGGGCGUCAACCUAUACAUCAAGAACCUUGAGGACGACAUCGACGACGAACGUCUUCGUGGCGAGUUCGAGCCGUUCGGCGCCAUCACCAGCGCAAAGGUUAUGCGCGACGAGAAGGGUACCUCGAAGGGCUUCGGCUUCGUUUGCUUCUCCUCCCCUGAUGAGGCAACGAAGGCUGUUGCUGAGAUGAACAACAAGAUGAUCGGCUCGAAGCCCCUCUACGUCUCCCUUGCGCAGCGCCGCGAGGUCCGCAGGCAGCAACUCGAGAGCCAGAUUGCGCAGCGCAACCAGAUCCGCAUGCAGCAGGCAGCUGCCAGCGGUAUGGGUGGUUAUAUCAACGGUCCGAUGUACUACCCGCCUGGCCCUGGUUUCCCCCCUCAGGGUGGCCGUGGCAUGAUGGGCUACGGCCAACCUGGUAUGAUGCCUCCGCGCCCUCGCUACCCUCCCAACGGCCAGGUUCCCGGCAUGCCCAUGCCUGGUCCUUACGGCCAAGCCCCCCCUACGCCCUACGCCGGCAUGCCUGGUUACCCCCGCGGCGCGCCCCGCCCUGGUCCUCCCGGUGGUCGUGCCCCGCCCCCCGCCGAAGGCCAGGCUCCCAACGGCGCUGCUCCGCGCCCUGCUGGCCCGCCGGGCGCUCCUGCUGCCCGCCCUCCCGCUGGUGCUCCGCCCGCUGCUGGACGCCCUCAGGUCAACAGGCCUGCCCAGCCUCGUAACGGUGCUCCUGCUGGCCAGGCGCCGCCGGCUGUCGCUGCACCGGGUGAGGCUCCUACGCUCACCGCUGCUGCGCUUGCUUCUGUCACUCCCAUGGAGGCGAAGCAGAUGCUCGGUGAGCACAUCUACAUGAACAUCGUCGCGUCGCAGCCUGAGUUGGCUGGCAAGAUCACCGGCAUGCUGCUGGAGAUGGACAAUGCCGAGCUUAUCCAUCUGCUCGAGAACACCGAUUCGAUGACCUUCAAAGUCAACGAGGCCCUCGCUGUUCUGCACGAGUUCCAGGCGAAGGAUGAGAGCAAGUAA
This is a messenger RNA of Rhodofomes roseus, 1878 nucleotides long. Its product is annotated as polyadenylate binding protein. Gene Ontology annotation, molecular function: poly(A) binding; mRNA 3'-UTR binding; poly(U) RNA binding. The record is from RefSeq and is a predicted model, not a curated record. The coding region runs from base 1 to 1878 and encodes 625 amino acids. Gene Ontology annotation, cellular component: cytoplasmic stress granule; ribonucleoprotein complex; cytosol. Lineage: Eukaryota; Fungi; Basidiomycota; Agaricomycetes; Polyporales; Fomitopsidaceae. The transcript is spliced from 5 exons.